This is a messenger RNA of Erythranthe guttata (spotted monkey flower), 979 nucleotides long. Its product is annotated as basic helix-loop-helix (bHLH) DNA-binding superfamily protein. NCBI's taxonomy places the organism in Eukaryota, Viridiplantae, Streptophyta, Magnoliopsida, Lamiales, Phrymaceae. Gene Ontology annotation, biological process: regulation of DNA-templated transcription. Gene Ontology annotation, molecular function: protein dimerization activity; DNA-binding transcription factor activity. The record is from RefSeq and is a predicted model, not a curated record.
CAAACAAAAAAUAUGAGUAAUUAAGAUAAAAUUGUUUUCUUGAAAAUGGAAAAUUGCUUUUGGGCGGAACUAGAAGAUCAGUAUAAAGACAACAGCUUAAUGGUUCCAUCAUCAUGGCUUUCUCCCAGCGACGCCCUGCAGUACCAUUGCUACAAUCCCGCCGCCGUAGCCCCGCCGUGGGCGCCGCCCUUUGAAGGUUCGCCGGAAGAAAGAGCCGCCACUGCUUCUAGAAGCCACAGCGAAGCUGAGAAGAGGCGCCGCGACAGAAUCAAUGCUCAGCUCUCCACUCUCAGGAAACUCAUCCCAAUGUCCGAAAAGAUGGACAAGGCAGUGCUGUUAGGGCACGCGGUGGAGCAAAUAAAGGAACAGAGCAAAAGAGCAAAAGAAGUGAGCAAAUUAUCGACAAUCCCAACAGAGAACGAUCAAGUGACGAUAAUCGAUGAUCACUCGAACACGGAUAAAGAAAGUCACAUUAUCCAAAUGAAGGCGACGAUCUGCUGCGACGAUCGGCCGGAGCUACUGUCCGAAAUAAACGGCGCGAUAAAGGGGUUGGGGCUGACAGUUAUGGAAGCGGAGAUCACGGGCUUGGGUGGCAGGGUGAAUAGCAGCUUUGUGGUGUGUGCAAAUGUGAAAAAUGUGUGCAUUGCCUCGUUGAAGCAGUCGAUCAAGUUGGCGUUGGGGCGUGUCGUUUUAUCUUCCGGCGACUCGAGUUAUUGUGUUAGAAGCAAGAGGCAGAGGUUUUUCUAUCCUAAUAAUUCUUAUUGAUUUAUUUAUUUUUAUUAUUGAUUGAAAUUGAUUGGAAUUUGGGAUUUUUUUGUUCAUGAUCAUGUUUUUUUUUUCCUUUUUUGGGGGAGGGAUGAGAGGGAUUUAUAUGAUUAGGUGAUGCAAGAAACAUUUGUAAUAUAUGGGCUUUGAUGUAUGUAUUGGAGGAGUUGUUUUGUAUUUGAUAUAUAAAUAUGAAAAUGAUUGUAUUGGAGGA